This is a messenger RNA of Trachemys scripta elegans, 930 nucleotides long. It is a transcript of the gene CIAO2B, whose product is annotated as cytosolic iron-sulfur assembly component 2B. Gene Ontology annotation, biological process: iron-sulfur cluster assembly. The transcript has 5 exons. The record is from RefSeq and is a predicted model, not a curated record. Gene Ontology annotation, cellular component: cytosolic [4Fe-4S] assembly targeting complex. NCBI's taxonomy places the organism in Eukaryota, Metazoa, Chordata, Testudines, Emydidae. Bases 95 to 586 code for a protein of 163 amino acids.
CGCCGGAAGUGGACGAGUGUGCGGGUAAUCCAUCUCCCGGAAGCGAGCGCGGCUUUACUUCUUCCCCUGGUGCCGGUGCUGGCGGCCGGGGGCGAUGGUGGGGCCGGCUCCCGGCGGGGGGAGCCCCCUGGAGAACGCGAACCCCCUGAUUUAUCGACGUUCGGGGGAGCGGCCCGUCACGGCGCGGGAAGAGGACGAUGAGCUGCCCGACUCCAUCGACGACCGGGAGAUCUUCGAUCUUAUUCGUUCAAUUAAUGACCCGGAACAUCCCCUUACUUUGGAAGAGCUGAAUGUUGUUGAACAAGUUAGAGUCAAAGUGAAUGAUGCUGAAAGCACAGUAGUGGUGGAAUUUACUCCUACAAUUCCUCACUGCAGCAUGGCAACAUUAAUUGGCCUAUCAAUAAAAGUAAAGUUGAUCAGAUCACUACCUGAAAGGUUUAAGGUGGAUGUUCACAUAACACCAGGAACCCAUGCCUCCGAGCAUGCAGUUAAUAAACAACUUGCUGACAAAGAACGAGUAGCGGCUGCUUUGGAGAAUUCACAUUUGCUGGAAGUGGUGAACCAGUGUUUGUCUGGUCGAUCAUAAUUGUUUGAUGAAGAAAUCUUUGUUUUUCUAAUGUGUUAAGAUAAUUUUGUAUAUAAUUUCUAAUAUGUAGUUGUAUAUGUUUCUGUGGGCAAAAUAAAGCUACUAAAAUUUAUAAUUUUAAAAAAAAUGACUGCUCCACUAUUACAAGAGUUAACGUGGAAAUGGUGCAUCCAAGAUACCAAUAAAUUAAGAUGACAAUUUUAUUUUGCCAUGAGGGAAUUUAACAGUUACAAUUUUGUAUUUUAAUUCAUCACCUGUAACAGUGCGACUUCUCCUUAGAGAGAAAGAACUCCCAUCUUAAAAUAAAGAUUUGCUUUGACCAGUCAUCACUAUCCUAAACCAAA